Podospora pseudocomata is the source of this 469-nucleotide messenger RNA. RefSeq lists its product as uncharacterized. The transcript is spliced from 2 exons. The record is from RefSeq and is a predicted model, not a curated record. NCBI's taxonomy places the organism in Eukaryota, Fungi, Ascomycota, Sordariomycetes, Sordariales, Podosporaceae. The coding region runs from base 251 to 469 and encodes 72 amino acids.
AUGUGUCAUAGUACCGCGGAUACUUCGGACUAUGGUUCUCGGAGUGCUUGAUUGAGGUCAUGAUCGCCAUCUGUAGUCAUUUUCCACCUGUUUUUAGGGUCUCUGUGAGUUGCGUGUCCCGGCCGGUGAGACCGGAGUUUUUCAAGAAACCUCGAUGACCCGGCCGAGCGAGGGCAUUAUUUUGUGUGGCGGAUGGGGCGCCAGUGCCCCGAUACCCCGCCCUUUCCGUGUCCCAACCUUGCGGUGAAAAAUGGCCGACGCUUGGCCCUUUCGGCCAUUCUUGUUCAGGGACCUCCCCAAAAUUCCUCAAAUACUCCCGCACCCCCGAAGGAGUCUUCUUUCUCCCACCUUCUUUCAAGCGCUCUCUUCUGUACUCCCGCUCUGGUCUUUCGCCGUACCUGAGUUGUCUUCGUUUGGUCCAGCCCAUCUUUUCGUUUCCUCAAAGACACUUCCCCUCCUCUCUACAUAA